AAUGGCCCGAGGUUCCGCCACUACGAAGCUCGACCAACUUAGGUGCAUACGGACUUCCGGCUGCAGUUACGGGUCCGUGCUUUGUUUGUGUGCUGGCUGUUGGUGGUGGCGAGAUCGCUCGCUCGGGCUGUGCUUAUUUGUGGUGUAUCCCUGUGCGCUCUGUGGCGUGCUGUGUUGGACUCGCUCGCAGAGCCAGUGCGGGGGCCCGCAGGACCGCUUCGUGUCUCAGUUGCACCAAGCCGUCGGUUCGCGGGCCUGUCACGAAUAGGCACCGUUAGACCCCCAGGCGAGAGCUAUAAAGGAGAGCCCGAUAGCUGCGAGACGACCGUGAACUACGAGCAGCCUCCGUCCGCCAUGUGUGACUAACGCCAGCACCCCCAGCCAGUCUAGGUAGCUCGCUCUCUUCUCCACCUGGCGCCUUAGGGGUUGUACUUGGUGCCAACACGCAUUUGCGGAACCCCUUUGAUUUUCUCCCGUCCAGAGUCGAAGCGGGGAUUUGGAUGUAGGCCCGUUUAGGCCAGUGUUUUCGCUUUGAUCGGGUCGAGUACGGUGCAGCGGUCGUAAAUGCCGAGCACGUCGGUUUGUGCGCAGUUGGAUCCGCCCCGUCUCUGAAGGCGAAGCGGCGUGCGCGCUGGGGAAAUACCGUAUUAAACCGCUUGGAAUCGGCCAGCUGUUAGGUUAAAGCGACCCAUCUUUUUCUCUCUCACGCUUCGCAGGAAUCCGAAGCGGCCGCUGGGUAUGGCACUUGGAUCUCCGCAGGACAGCAGCAGCCCAGCGUGCAACGCGAGUGCCGUGACGUCACCGCCGACGGGCAGCCUCCACCAGCUGACUGCUGUUGUCCUCGACGUUGACUCGGGCUGCAGCGUACGGUCGUUGUGGCCUGUUGGGCGUCAGUGCUAGCGACGACGAACCUCGCUUCUUGCUCGUCCGGCUGGUGUUCCAGCUCGCUUGGGUCCGGGGUUGGGGUCUUGAACGUUUCUCCUGCGCCGUGUGCGCGUGUGUGCGCGCGCUGCGUCGUGGUUUCGCAUAGGGCACUGCGCUGCCCAGCGGACGGGCCCGUUUUCGAGAUCGCGUCGUCGUCCCGAAAGUUGCGUGUCUCUUGCUCGAGCGCGCCUGUGUGUGUGUGUGUGUGUGUGUGUGGUCUCGGCUUGCCGAACGUCGCCGUGCUCGUACUUGGAAGGGGCUGCCGAGACUGACGCAAAUCGGAGUUGAGGGAAGCGUGCAGGCAGCGUGAGAGUCGAGGUUGAGAGGAAAAAAAAAAAAAAAAAGUCCUCAACGAGCCAACGAGAAGCGGUCGAGGCGAGGAGGACGAUAGAGAAAGAGAGUUCUUGGGCAAAUUUCGACGUGCGCUUUCUCAACGAAGCGCUUUUUUUUUUGCUCGCUUAGCGUUUCCGCGCCCGUCGGGGGGAAGGGGGUCGCAGGACCCGGGGCGUGGGUCGGAGGCGUUGGCGAGCGAAAGCAACAAACGGAGCCAAAAAGGGAGAGCAAACAAACAAAAAGACGGGUGCCUCCUCGCACAGGCAAAAGCAACCAAACAACGAAAACACUUUCACCAAAACAAAGGGGCAAGCCCGUUCAGCGAGCAUCAAGGCUGGCAUCGUGCGCGAAGACGCAGGAGGACGGCGAAGGAUCGUCUCCGCCGCGCAAGAAGCAGCGGGUUGCGCCGGCAGUGAUGCAAGCGACGAACGGCUGCUACACUCUGCAAAAUGGAGACGAGACCAGCGCGUCCUCAACCGUGGCCGACAAGGCGGCCACCGUCGCCUCGGCCACCACCGUCAACAAGAGCAUCAUCGGCUCGCGCACCGAGCAGGACAUCAUCCGCCUCAUCGGCCAACACCUCCGAGGGCUCGGGCUCAACCGGACGGCAGAACAACUCAUCCAGGAGUCUGGCUGUGGCUUGGACCAUCCCGCUGCCGCCAAGUUCCAGACGCACGUCCUGGAGGGAGACUGGGCAAAGGCGGAGGCAGAUCUCAGUGAACUGAAGGCACUACUUGAAUCACCCCAAGCAUAUGUAGAGAUGCUGUUCCUGGUGCUGGAGCAGAAGUACCUGGAGUACCUGGAGGAAGGACGGUUGCUCGAGGCACUCCAGUGUCUCCGCCACGGACUCUCCCCACUCCGGCACAACACGGAGCGAGUCCAUGAGCUCUCCAGCUACAUGAUGUGUGGCAGCGCGGAAGAGCUUCGGUCCAUGUCCAACUGGGAAGGCAAGACCCACACGUCGCGGCAGAAGCUCAUGGAGAAACUCCAGAGUGUGUGCGCAGGUUUUCUGCCGGCGAACGUGAUGCUCCCUCCCCGGCGCCUGCGGGCGCUGUUGGGCCAGGCGGUGGAGUUGCAGCGGGACCGCUGCACGUACCACAACGAGCCCACGCAGCUUCGCGGCGACCCGUCCUUCAUCUUGGACGACAACUGCUGCCUCCUCACCGACCACGUCUGCUCCCGGGAGCAGUUUCCCUGCCGUACCAUUCAGAUUCUCAACGACCACUGUGAUGAGGUGUGGUACUGCCGAUUCUCCCAUUCCGGUGAACUACUCGCUACGGGAUCCAAGGACUCCACUGUGAAGAUCUGGGAGGUGAAUCCGACGACGCUGACCCUGUCCCUGAAGCGAACAUUGGAAGGUCACCCAUACGGUGCCUCCUAUGCCGCCUGGAGUCCCGACGACACAAUGCUGCUCGUUUGUGGGCCCGAGGAUGGUGCGGACGUAUGGCUCUGGAACGUUCAGUCGGGCGAUCUGCGAGUGAAGAUGACCAACCAACCUGAAGACAGCAUAACGUCAUGCGCGUGGCACCGCGACGGAAAGAAGUUUGUCUCGGGCGGUAUCCGUGGACAGUUUUACCAAUGUGACCUGGACGGCAAUGUCUUGGACUCGUGGGAAGGGGUUCGGGUACAGGGCCUGCACUGCCGCAAGGACGGGCGCACAGUGUUGGCCGCCGACUCCCACCACCGAAUCCGGGGAUACGUCUUUGAUGAUCUCACCGAUUUCAAUGUGGUCCAGGAAGAACAUCCCAUUAUAUCAUUUACGGUUGAUGACACGGGGCGACUUGCUUUGCUCAACCUUUCCUCACAGGGCGUACACAUGUGGGACCUGGACGACAAGGUGCUGGUGCGGAAAUUCCAGGGUGUCACGCAGGGUUACUACACCAUCCGGUCGUGCUUUGGCGGCGUCAACCAGACGUUCGUUGCCAGCGGGAGUGAAGACAACAAGGUGUACAUCUGGCACGUCAAGUGGGAGAAGCCAAUCGCCGUGCUGCAGGGUCACUCGCGGUCAGUGAACUGUGUCAGCUGGAACCCGGCUUGCCCAUCAAUGCUGGUCAGCGUCUCGGACGACUGCACUAUCCGCGUCUGGGGCCCCGCAGCUGCCGUACCCACCAACCUGCCCAACGCGUCACCCAGCUCCCAGUCGGGUGAGAUGGGCGAAGGGUCCCCCUACUCCAACGGCAGCAGCAAUGGUGUCUGUGACGGCGAUGGCAACUCGGUCGUCUAGCCCCACGCCACCUUUUCUUAUCUUCUAAGGGACUUUAAUCAAUACAUGUUUCAUAGCAUUGUGCGGAGAGGGCGAAAGAGAAAUGGAGUGUGAGAAAACGGCUGUCUGAAUCGCGCUGCCGCACAAGGUGUCGACGGUUACGCCCGUGCGCUUUGUCAGCCAGGCGCAAGUGUGCUGCGGAUUGCCGAAGACAUCCAGCCCGCGGAUCGCUGACAAGCUGAGGGAUGACGGCGCACACGCGCACUCCGUUUCGGGCUCGACUUGGCUCCAAAGCUGUCCAGGCAGUGGAAUGCGCACACGACGUCUGUCGCUUAAUAUGCACGCGGCUUUAGUUUUGAGGCUCGGCCCGGCUGCAGGCAUCUAGGCAUUCUAGCCUUUAAGACGUCUGGGAGGUUUUGCCGAGCUAGCAGACGACGUUGGGUGCGCUGUUGGAGGCCCAGUCGGCUGGUUGCAUAAUGUUGGCUAGCGAGUGCCGUGCGUGCGACUUCGAAGGCUCGGGGGGGGGGGUCUUUUUUUUUUUCCUCCUGCAAGGUUUUGCACGUGGAGAGAGCGACAUAGCUCUGUUUGAUGUGCUGUAAAACCGAUUUUUUAAAUUCCGUUGUCAAUUUGCGAUAGCGCAUGCCGUGUGCUUCGUAUUGGAAAUUGCUAUUCAUAUCUUUUGGUGCGCGCUCGUGUUGGGGGUGCGCUUUAAAUCAUUGCAUCGGUUGUUGAAACUGAUUUUCUUUUUCCAUUGGCUGGCAGUACAGUUUUCGCCGAUGUCAUUGUGCGUUAUCAAUGUGUGUAGACGGCUGUUGCGCCGUAAGCUAGACUCGUGUAUCUCGCGGAGGUGUAUUCGAUGUUGUGAUAUUGCGCUGAAAACCUGCACUGCCACUGCUUUUACAUGCUGUAACCUUGUGCUCUAUUGAGCGAUGGUUGAGCAUCAUUGACAGUUCUUCGAGAAAAACAACAAAACUAUGCCUAAAUCGCAGCAACUAGGUUUCAAAUGUUGGAAAUUGUAACAGUGCCCACCUGGGCAUCUUAUGUUGCAUUGGUACGUUUGGCUUUAAAGUUUGUUGUCGUUCCUGUUCAGACGGGCAUAUUAAUGUACGAGACUCGACGUUGCAAGGAAUGCACUGAAACAGUUGUUUGCAGACUAUAGCAUGUUCAGACGUGUAGCGGAUUGCAUGAAUGUACGAGUUUUGACCUUCAUCUUGGAGAAACUGGCAGUGAAUUGCACAUCGCGGUGAGCAAUGUAGUCGUUACGAUGGGGACGGACGCCCAAGGGAUUUGAGGCUGUUUUCGAGCGAAUAAAAUGUUUUGGAGACGGAACUGCAUGCAUUUUUUUUUCUCGCUUGGUUGCGUUAAUGAGAUUUGAAACGAGGCCGUUUUCUCCGAAGUGGGAAGCUCAGAGUCUGCGGUUUAUAUUUAAAGGGACCUGCGCGCCGCGUACAACAAUGUAAAUACCGACCGCACGAGUGUUUUGAGAGCAUGAAUGCCUCGAUCACCUGGAAAACAAACAGGGAAAAAAAAAACGACACUGUGACCCAAGAUGCAAAUCUUGACAUGGUGGGAUCCUUAAAAGAAAAAAAAUUUGUGUGCUUGACAUAGACUCGAAUACAGGAAAUGUAACAAAUUAGUAUUCCUUUUUUCUGUGUGCGUGCGUGUGUUAAGUGCGUAUGUUGUGAGCAUGCUAUAACAUUUCCAGCAUUAACACCUUUUUUUUUCCCUCCCGCUCGCAAUGUUGCCAACCCAGUAGAAGGCUCGUAUAUUCUCUAGAGAGUAGAUAUGGGGGGCAAAUAUAUAUAUUUUUUUUAAGUUCGAAAGUUUGUUUGGCAUUACAUUCUCACACGGUCAAGCAACUUUGAGUAAAAGCCUUUUGAAAGUUGGCACUUCCUUUUUUAUUAUUAUUUUGAGGAUUUUGCCGUGAACAUGUAGUGGUGGUCAUGUUGAUGAUGUUGGCCAGACUUUGCCCUUUGCCCCCUUUCAAUUGUUUGUUUGCUGUCUUGUGCUGUUUCUGCUAUUGCUUUUGUUGUUGGACGGUGUCCUGCUCGCCACCAUUAAUAGAAUACAGUCGAACUUCAGUAUAACGAAGACGGAUGUAACUAAGUUAAAUAUAUUAAGCAUGUCGCAAAUACAUGCUUAUAACAAAUAUCGGAUAUAACGAAGGUAUUUUCAUGCUGGAUGUGAAUUUGUUGUACUGAGGCUUGGCUGUUACACCAAUGCAUCACCUUGGCAAGCUUGGCUUGCACACUUUUGCAUGCACGAAAAGUGAUAAUUGGUUAACUGCACUUGGCAGUCAGAUAAAAAUUUUUGUCUAGAGAACGCACAGGUACAUCUGCAAUUGGUGUGUACGGUUUGCUCGCAGUAAUUCGAACUCUUCAGGAGUGCACCAACAAAUGAAAUAAAACUUGUGUUCAGUAUGAGGCUAAAAACUGGGCAGUUUUGUUGCUUAGCUUAUCUAAUCUAAUGUAUUCGUAGUACAGCUAACAAGCAGAGAACAAGAAGUGAACAGGAUACAGUUGUGAACAUAAACUGGUCAAAAUGUAUUGUUGGGAUACUACAGUGUAGACCGCUUAUAACGUAAGUCGCCAGAGUCGCGAAUAUCCGCACUAUAAGCGGUACCACACUAUAACCAAAACAACUAUUUUAUUGCGAUAAUGGACGCUCCAGGCACAUUUCUGCUGUCACUGUCACCGUGCUCUAGGUUCCGUAUUCGCUUACUAAAUAAAUUAAUAAGCACGGUGUCACGCGCGCACAAGCAAACAUGAACACAUCUCGCUCGUUGACCGCGGAAACGAACUGUCAAAACGCUCGAGUGGCGAAGCGCGGCAAGCGAAUUACCUUCGUGCUAUCAUGCCUCUCGCUUCAAAGCGACCUAUAAGCGGCGAAAACACGGCCCGCGGCGGACUUUCCCCGUUGCAGAUAGCUUUCAAGAUAGGGCCAAGGCAAUCGUAUCGCCGAAGUGGAUCGUCACAGAUUACGUCCUGCUUCGAUCCACUGAAACCGUUCCGCAUUGCUUUGCUGGCGAAAAAUACUCUCCUUCUGUUUGCGGCAGUCCCGAAUGCAAGUUUCGGAUUCUCCGAACGCCCGUGAUGCGGCCCGAUUUCCGUCUGUCUCCGCACACGUGAUCACUUUCCUUUUAAAUGCGGCAUCAUGAUAUACUCGGUACUUCUUGUUGAUAGAGCAGACGCAGAGAACAUGAAGACAGACGGUAGACUUGCCUAAGCACGUGUACUGCAGCACAUGGAGGAAGCUACGGUAGCUAAGCUUGAGAGUAGCUAGGCUCGACACGCGUGCAAGGCGGCCAUUUUGUAAUGCCGAGAGCUAUAUGGUAACUAACGCAGAUUUAGGGUCGUACUCGAUUCUAACGCGCACGAGAUUUUUAGACCUGAUUAACGGGAAAAAAGUGCGCGUUAGAUUCGAGUAAAUACGGUAUUUGUGGCUUGAGGGGAGCGUUUGCCAGUCUUAGGUGGACUGCCGAACUUCCAGGCAGCCGCACUGUAACCGGUAUUUCGUGUCCUGCAACUGCACUAUAAGCGAUACGCGUAUACAUAAAGUGCUAUGGGAAAAUGAACGGAAGUGUGAAAAGACCGUAUUAUAUCCGGUCCUUCACUAUAAGCGGUUACGUUAUAAGUGGUCUAUACUGUAGUUGGUUUGUCAUGGCUGCAAACGGUGCCAGGACACAGAAAGGACAAGUGAGGCCAAGAACAAGCAGGGAUUUCUCCGUCUUGCUUUUCCUCCCUUCGUGUACUCUGGCUUUGUUUGCAAACAUUAACUAGUUCACCGCACUGCGGCGUCAAAUGUCAAAAUGUCAAACCACUCGUGGCUUACGCUUGACGUGCGGCUGCUGGUAUUCAAACAAAAAUUUGGGUGAGCAAUAGAAGAGGCACUCAAACUUCUCAAGUUCCUUUUGUCUGCAGAAACUAUUUCAAUCGCAAUUUUUCUGGUUAUUUUGCAAUGACGCAUGCCGCUUCAAAAAACUAGCAAUAAUGCUGGACUCAGAAUCAUCAGAAGUUGGUAUACUCCUCUCAAGAAACUGUGAUUUAACGCAUGAAAAAGAGCGCGUGCGUGAAAACAAAAUUUUGCUUUAUUAUGUGGAGCCCUCAAAUUGUGCGCGUAGACCGGUGAAAACAGUCAAAAGAAGUUUAUUAUGCAGGAACUUCCGUAUGUUUACAAAUGUUUACACUUCUGUCAACACAAAAUUUUGAGACAGCUGCAUGUUUGAGUCAUACAGUAAUUAUCCAAUCUUUUGCUUUUAAAACUGCUCUAGAAGCCUUUUGUUCCGAUGCUGUUUGACUGGAAAAGAGAAGUUUCAAUAAAAAAGUGCAACUUGUA
Molecule: messenger RNA, 7795 nt
Organism: Dermacentor silvarum
Lineage: Eukaryota; Metazoa; Arthropoda; Arachnida; Ixodida; Ixodidae
Product: WD repeat-containing protein 26
Exons: 14
Coding region: 1673-3481 (602 amino acids)
Biological process (GO): proteasome-mediated ubiquitin-dependent protein catabolic process
Cellular component (GO): GID complex
Molecular function (GO): protein binding
Source: RefSeq, a predicted model, not a curated record